Clupea harengus (Atlantic herring) is the source of this 6244-nucleotide messenger RNA. Its product is annotated as nesprin-2-like. Gene Ontology annotation, cellular component: membrane. The transcript has 27 exons. The record is from RefSeq and is a predicted model, not a curated record. Lineage: Eukaryota; Metazoa; Chordata; Actinopteri; Clupeiformes; Clupeidae. Gene Ontology annotation, molecular function: protein binding. Bases 551 to 4693 code for a protein of 1380 amino acids.
CAACACACACACACACACACACACACACACACUCCAGACCCUCCAGGAGAGCAUAGACCGCCUCCAAGAUGACCUCCAGGAGGAGAUUGAGGCCACCAAGGUGCUGAUUGGACAGCUGGACCCUUCAUCUGCCGUCUUCAUCCAAUCACAGAGCCGCUUACUGACACGUGGAGUGCUCCAGCUGGGCCAGGCCCUAUCAGUCAAGCGGGGACAAUUACAGGAUGAACUGGAGCAGCUGCUGGAGUUUGACUCUCUGUUUUCAGCUCUUGAGAAACAUCUCCAGGACUGGCAGGAGAGAGAGAGAGAGAGCUCAGACUCACCUACUGAUGUAACAGAGUCUGGGCUGCUGGACCUGAGUGCCCUCUCCCCAGACCUGGAUUGGCUGAAUGACCUCAGCUACACCCGCCCCCUGAGCGAGACCACCAAUCAGAGGCUGCAGAACCUGAACAGGAAGUGGGCAGCAGCCUUGGCUCGCUCCCUGGAGAGAUGCAGUGAGUUGCAGGCAGAGCGUCUCCAUCAUCAGGGCUUUGAGCAGUGCUGUGGGAGCUGGAUGGGUUUCCUUCAGCGCAUGGAGGAGAACCUCGCUGUAGAACUGCCUGGGACCUACACACAGCUCAGAGAACAACUACACACACACCAGCGGUUCCAGGCUGAGUUGACUCUUGGUCAUCAGAUUCUGCACUCUGUCAUUCACCAGUCCCUGUGCCUCUUGGAGAGGGGAGAAGUGGAGAACAGGAGUGACUUCCUGCUGACGCUGGCGCAGCUGAGGCAGCACUGGCAGAGUGCGGUGCAGAGGACGGCUCAGCGGCGCGCCCUGGUGGCCGGUCUGGUGCAGCACUGGCACGUCUACAGACACGGCCUCAGGAAGCUCCACAAGCUCCUCCCCAUCACUGCCAUGCUCCUCCCCCCCACAAGCCCCUCCCACUGCACUGUGGCGCAGCUCCGUCUUUCUCUGGAGAACUUGAAGCGGACGGAGCAGUUGUUCCAGCGGUGUCAGUCGUCGUACCUGCAGACUCUGGAGGUGGGCGGCCAUCUCUUCUGCGUGUCGGACGCGCCGACGCAGACGCAGCUGCAGACCGAGCUGGCCUCGCUGCAGGAGCACUGGGAGCGCGCGCACAGCAUGCUGGGAAAGAGGAGGAGCCUCAUGAGUGACAUCAUGAAGAACUGGGACAGCUGCGAGACCCGGCUGGCCGAUAGCGCACAGGAGCUGGAAGACAUGAAGGCCAGGCUGAAGCAGCCGAUCCCAGAGCAUCUGGAUGAGAUGCAGGAGGCAGAGCAGUUUGUUAAGGAGGUGGAGGACUCUCUGGAGGAGUGGGCCGUGCGGCUGGGCACGCUGAGCAGCAUGAAGAGCGACCUGUCCCAGUACCUCAUCACCGACGACGUGCUGCUGCUGCAGGAGCAGGUGGAGCAUCUGGGCGGACAGUGGGAGGAACUCUGCCUCAAAGUGUCUAUGCGUAAACAGGAGAUUGCUGACCGCCUGAACGCGUGGAUCGUCUUCAACGAGAAGAACAAGGAGCUGUGUGAAUGGCUGACCCACAUGGAGAGCAAGGUGGCCCACAGCACGGAGCUCAGCAUCGAGGACAUGGUGGAGAAGCUCAAGAAGGACUGUAUGGAGGAGAUCAAUCUCUUCAGUGAGAAUAAGACGCACUUGAAGCAUCUGGGUGAGCAGCUGAUCAGCGCCAGCAACAAGACCAAGGAGACGGAGAUCAACGACAAGCUGAAGGACGUCAACGAGCGCUGGCAGCACCUCUUCGACCACAUUCAGUCCAGGGUGAAGAAGCUGAAGGAGACUCUGGUGACGGUGCAGCAGCUGGAUAAGAACAUGAGUAACCUGCGCACGUGGCUGUGUCGCAUCGAGGCAGAGCUGGCCAAGCCCGUGGUCUACGGUGUGUGUCACAACGAAGAGAUUCAACGCAAGCUCGCCGAGCAGCAGGACCUCCAGAGGGACAUCGAGCAGCACACGGAGGGCGUGGCGUCGGUGCUGACGCUGUGUGACGUGCUGCUGCACGAUGCGGACGCGUGCGGGAGCGACCUGGAGAACGACUCCAUCCAGCAGACCACCCUCAGCCUGGACCGCCGCUGGAGGAACAUCUGUGCCAUGUCCAUGGAGAGGAGGAUGAGGAUCGAGGAGACGUGGCGGCUGUGGUGUAAGUUCCAGGAUGACUACUCUCGCUUCGAGGACUGGCUCAAGGCGGCCGAGCGCACCGCGGCCAACCCCGCCACCACCGACGUGCUCUACACCAGCGCCAAGGAGGAGCUCAAGAAGUUUGAGGCGUUCCACAGGCAGGUCCAUGAGAGGCUGACCCAGCUGGAGCUGGUGAAUAAGCAGUACCGGCGCCUGGCUCGGGAGAACCGCACGGACGCGGCCAGCAGGCUGAAGGUGAUGGUCCACGAGGGGAACCAGCGCUGGGACAGCCUGCAGCGUCGCGUCUCCGCCAUCCUGCGCAGACUCAAGCACUUCACGUCUCAGCGAGAGGAGUUUGAGGGCACUCGUGAGAGCAUCCUGGUGUGGCUCACGGAGAUGGACCUGCAGCUCACCAACGUGGAGCACUUCUCCGAGAGCGACAUUCACGACAAGAUGAGACAGCUCAAUGCGUUCCAGCACGAGAUCACCCUGAACACGAAUAAGAUCGACACGCUGAUCGUGUUUGGGGAGACUCUGAUCCAGCGCAGCGCCCCGCUGGACGCCGUGCUCAUCGAGGACGAGCUGGAGGAGCUGCACUCGUACUGCCAGGAGGUGUUUGGGCGCGUGUCCCGCUUCCACCAGCGCCUCACCAGCAGACGCCCGGUACUGGAGGAGCAGGAGCUGUCGGACCUGGAGGACUCGGGGGAGCUGGGGGGGGCGUGGCCAGAGGAGGAGGAAGAUGAGGAAGAAGAGGAGGAGGAGGAGGGCCGGGUGGGGGAGGGGCCCGAGGCGUCGGUGCGCCAGGAGACGCCGGUGAGCGUGGACUCCAUCCCGCUGGAGUGGGACCACACCGUGGACGUGGGGGGGUCUUCAUCGCACGAGGAGGACGAGGGACCCUACUACAGCGCCCUCUCAGAUGUGGCGGUGACUGAGAGCUCAGAGGCGUUUCUGGCGUCCACAGCCAAGGCACUGGGCUCUAGGCCUGUAGGUAAGGCUGAGGCCUCCUGGUCUCCAGACCCUCAUCAGAGGCAGAGACUCACCAUCAACAGCUCCUCCCCCACACACACCAGCACGCCCUAUCACACACCAGGAUAUGUUAAGCUCAUGUCGGAGUGCUCUGGCAGUAUUGACAGUGUGAAGAGAGUGAAGCUGCUCUUGAGCGACGAUGAGCUGUUGGGGGAGGAGCCAGGCCUCAAAUCAGUCAACUCAGCAGAGAAACAGCCAGGUGUGAUCGAGCGCUGGGAGCUGGCCCAGGCUCUGGGCUGUGAUUGGUCGGUGCAGCACGGCGUUGAGCAGUGGCAGCGUCUCCAACUGCACCUCUCCUCUCUGGACCGAUGGCUGAACACCGUCCUGCCAGAGCUCCACACACACACACACACACACACACACACCAGCCUCAUCCAGAUGGAGAACAGCAUUUGCAAGCUCAAGGAGAUGCAAAAAACCUUCACCAGCUACAAGGCCCUGAUGAUUUCGAUCAAUCUGAUUGGCCGGGAGCUGCUGAGUGGGCGGAACCUGCAGGGCGGAGCCAGUGAUGAGCUGAAGGAGCUGCAUGAGAACCUGAAACUGACCAAUCAGAAGUGGGCACAGGCCUGCGCCGCCCUCGACCAAUGGGAGAGCCGACUGCACAAGUCUCUAAUGCAGUGCCAGGAGUUCCAUGAGAGUCUGCACUCCAUGCUGCUGUGGCUGGGUCAGGUGGAGAAACGGCGCUUCAACAUCAACAUCCAUGACCAGACCAUCCACAGGGUGGCGCUAGAGACCCACCAAGACACACUCAAGCACCUGGAGGUCGAGCUGCAGCAGCGUCAGCAGGAAGUGCGCCCCCUGGUGGCGCUGUGCUCUGAGCUGCUGCUGGAGGAGGGCACACAGCGUCCCCUGGUGGCCGAGGGGGAGGAGGGCACACAGCGUCCCCUGGUGGCUGAGAGGGAGGAGGGCACACAGCGUCCCCUGGUGGCUGAGGGGGAGGAGCGCACGCAGCGUCCCCUGGUGGCCGAGGGGGAGGAGGGCACGCAGCGUCCCCUGGUGGCUGAGAGGGAGGAGCGCACACAGCGCCCCCUGGUGGCUGAGGGGGAGGAGCGCACACAGCGUCCCCUGGUGGCUGAGGGGGAGGAGCGCACACAGCGUCCCCUGGUGGCCCACAGGGAGGAGAGCACGGAGGCGCGCGAGAAGGUGCACGUCGUCAGCAACAAGCUCCGCCUCCUGCUGCGGCAGGUCGGACAGGACCUCCUUGUGCUGCAGGCGCGCCUGGACUCGUGUGUAUUGGGCAGUAGUGUGGACCCCAGUGGCAUGGACCAGGACCAGACGAGAGGGGCGUCCCCCCAGCACACACACAAGCCAGCGUCUGCGUCUGCGUCUGCGUCUGCGUCUGCGUCUGCAUCUGCGUCCGGGCCGUUCCUGCGGCGUGUGUUGCGGGCGGCGUUCCCGCUCCACCUGCUCCUGCUGCUGCUGCUGGUGCUGGCCUGCCUGGUGCCGCUGACGGAGGACGACUACAGCUGCGCCCUCACCAACAACUUCGCCCGCUCCUUCUACCCCAUGCUCAGCUACACCAACGGACCCCCCCCCACCUGAGACCCCCCACACACACACACACACACCAGGGCAAACACCAACGGACCCCCCCCCACCUGAGACCCCCCCACACACACACACACACACACCAGGACAAACACCAACGGACCCCCACCCACCUGAGACCCCCCCAUACACACACCAGGACAGACACCCCCCAUACACACACAGGACCCUGUGUGCCCCCCCCCCCUCCCCUGUUUUCUACUCCGUCUGAAGGGGUUCUCUUCUCGCUGGAUUAUACUACUGAGUCAGGGGUCAAAGGUCACCCCUCUGAAAAGCUGUGAUUGUAAAGAUGAUGACCACACUGGAGGAACUUCUGAAAAGCUGUGGGGGAGUGUGUGUGUGUGUGUGUGUGUGUGUUUUUGAUUGUAAAGAUGAUGACCACACUGGAGGAACUCCCCAUCCACUGGUCAGAAACAAAUGAGUCAUUUAUUUUGUAAAUUUUGCGAAAUCUUGAAUAUUUCAGAUUCAUUUAAUUUUCUUGUAAAAUUGCGCAAGUUGUCAUCACCAAAGGAUCAUGGGACAGGAGUCCAUCGGCACUUGUUGUCUGUGUCUCCCAUGGCAACGCUCCCUGUGAUGUGUCUCCCAUGGCAACGCUCCCUGUGAUGUGUCUCCAUGGCAACGCUCCCUGUGAUGUGUCUCCCAUGGCAACGCUCCCUGUGAUGUGUCUCCAUGGCAACGCUCCCUGUGAUGUGUCUCCCAUGGCAACGCUCCCUGUGAUGUGUCUCCAUGGCAACGCUCCCUGUGAUGUGUGCCUCCACGGUGGUAUCCUGUACAUAUCACCUGAAUGGAACUGAAGUUUCUACUGCUGUUAAUCUAGACGUGGGAUUUGAUUUGAUUUUGUUUUUAAUCUCUGUAGCUACUUUGCCUGCCAUAUGCCUUUGUAUAAGUCACACACACACACACACACACACACACACACACACACGCACACACACACACACACACAGGAGGUGAGGCAUACUGAUCAGAUAGUCUUCUGUUAUGGAGUUUAAUUUAUUAAGGCUGUGGUGUAUCAUGUUUGUCUUUAAAAGUGUACAUUUUGGAGAAAAGAAAAGAGAUUAAAUGAUUACGUUAAGAGGAACUGGAGAGUUUGUAAAGCUUUAAGAAGCUGUGUGUGUGUGUGUCUGUAGGCCAGGUGUGUGUGUGUGUGUGUGUGUGUGUGUGUGUGUGUGUGUGUGUGUGUGUGUGUGUUACGUUCCGGCUGGCUCUGUGGCUAUGUGUGGAUGUCCAUACAAACACAAACAAUGUGCAGAUGAACUAUGACCACACACACACACACACACACACACACACACACACGCACACAAUGCUCAAACAAACUGUGUGAGGAUUUCUGACUCUGGACAUCCCAGUUAGGUCAGACAGCUACCAAUCAGAAUCAGUGUGAGCCAGCCACUGCCAACACAACCAUCCCAGCAAACACACACACACACACACACACACACACUGUUUGUGAUUUUGACUUUGGACUGAUUUAUUUAUGAGAUGUAUAGGCUAGCCUGGGCUCAUUUUGACAUGAUCAAAUAAACAGACGGUUGCCAUGGA